AUGUCCUCGACAAUUAGCAAGGUGGUGCAGGUUCCGAAGGAGCUGAUUGGCGCUACCGGCCAUCGCUAUCACUUCAAGGAGCUCCUCCAUCACAAGCCUCGUCUAGGCAGUAUCUGGGUGGCAACCCAUGGACGAGAGAAAUUCGUGCUCAAAGAUAUCCCUCAGAACAUCUUCUCUAAUUUCAAUGUAAGGAUCUGGCCUCGCCUGCGGGAAAAUCCAAGUCCAAAGAUACGAUUGCCGAUCGAUACAAUACCAGGUCGUCGGACGUACGUUUAUCAGUAUUUGCAGAGUGAUCUCUUCAGCCUCGUUAAGGACAACAUAUCAAUGCGCGCCCGCCGGCAAAUACUGAAACGCACGCUCCAAGCUAUUGCCGAUCUCCACUACCAAGAUGUCGUUCACUUGGAUAUGAAGCCUGAUAACAUUAUGGUGAACUGCAGACGCGAUGGAGAUGUGACCACCGUGGACAAGGUAAUGCUUAUCGACCUCGAGAACGCUGCGCACUUGCCCAGCGGCAGGUGCGUCAAAGGAAUGCUAGCGGGCAAUGACAAUUGGCGGAGUCCAGAGGCCCACUUCAAGAGUGAGCUCAGCAAACCGUCCGACGUGUUCUCUUUUGGUCUCAUUUGCGUCUACGCCAUCUUCGGCCGUGUCAUCUGCGGCGUCGACGAAGAUUUCCAAAAGCACGAAUCGCAAGGUGCAGUUCCAAUGGCAAUACGUCUACAACGUCUUGUGUCCUAUUUUGGCGAUGAAGAGGGUCUCAAUGGACUCAUGAGACAUGUGGGCGAUGAUGACACCAAUUGUCAAAUACUUUCGAUGCUCUGGGAAGAACGAAACGCAGAAUACAUUGGUUACAGACCAUUCUCGGAAUGGCCUGAAGACCAGGAGGAUGGGUUGUUCAGAGAUUUGUUCAAGGGAUUGAUGAAUCUUGAUCCAGGAAAGCGGAUUACUGCUGCACAAGCGCUGGGGCAUCCUUGGUUUGCUGAAGAAGGCAUUUGA
Messenger RNA from Cercospora beticola, 993 nucleotides. RefSeq lists its product as uncharacterized. Gene Ontology annotation, molecular function: ATP binding; protein kinase activity. Gene Ontology annotation, biological process: protein phosphorylation. The record is from RefSeq and is a predicted model, not a curated record. Lineage: Eukaryota; Fungi; Ascomycota; Dothideomycetes; Mycosphaerellales; Mycosphaerellaceae.